Messenger RNA from Theobroma cacao (cacao), 918 nucleotides. RefSeq names its product proteasome assembly chaperone. NCBI's taxonomy places the organism in Eukaryota, Viridiplantae, Streptophyta, Magnoliopsida, Malvales, Malvaceae. The record is from RefSeq and is a predicted model, not a curated record. Gene Ontology annotation, biological process: proteasome assembly.
AAUUUAUAUAUAAAAUACAAAAAAAAAAAAACAAAAGGCUUGGAUCCUUCCUGCCCUGUCCCGCGUUUCUCUUGUGUUUUGUCUCCUUCUUAAGUGCAAAAGAAAAGUUUGGGUCCUUCGAAUACAAACGAGUUAAAAGAAAAUCAAAACUAGGAAAGGUGAUGAUGAUGAUGUCUUCUUCUGGUAAACAAUCGGAGUCUGAGGCAGCUUCGAAAGCAGGCGCUGCUUCCGUUGAAGACGGCGUUGGCGGCGUGCAAGUCACGACUUUCUCAGAGCUCGUGGAUGAUGUCACCCUCCACUUUCAGAUCAUUCACCUCCCUAAACAGAUAUUUGCAUGGAUUGGCUGUAACUCUGCUAAAUUCGGUGACUUGUAUGCCGCCGCUCCUACACGACCUAAAAAUAGUGUGAGCGUGGCUUCCAUUCUUGGAGGUGCUUCAGACAACACUGGCUCUGGAAUCGCUCGACGAUUAGUGAUAAAGACUGGUCUCAAUGUAAUCGUGGCUUGCAAUAUGCCAAAGAAUAGCCCCAUGCUUGAGGCAAAUGCUGAAAAGAAGUUGGUGGAGAAGCUGAUUGCCCUGGGCUACUCAAGGCCCAAAUCUCCAGGGCCAGGGUUGUCUUCCUAGGGAGAAACAACUCUGUUCCAUAUGUGCAUUGUAGCAGCAACCCAAUAGGUGAUAUUAGUCUACAAUGUAGAAUCAGUUAUGGGAUCCUUUGUUUAACUCAUUUUGUUGAUCCAGAAGAUAAACACCAACAAAACAUAGUGGGCCUGGCUGUGAGUCCUCGGACAGUGUUGAUGUAAGCGUUUCUGUUAUAUUUUGUGCUUUGAUUCACAUGUCAGAAACAGAAUUAAUUUUGUGGGAUUGAUGUUGCUACUUUUCUGAUUAAGUUUGUUAUGGGCAAUUGAUUCCAAGUUUGCUA